UUUCUCACCUAGAUUAAUUUCCAACAACUUUUUCUGAACAAUAUUGAAAUAUAAGUCCAAUUACCUCUAUCUUUUUAUCUAUAAAUACAAACCAUAUAUCCCAUGCAGAUUACCCAACGCCCAUAAUCUUCAUCUGCUUCAAAAAAUCCAUCCCUACCAUGGAUUUCUCUUUUCCUUUCGAAGCAUUAAUCACAGUUAUGGCUCUCUUAAGUUUCCUAGUUAUGUAUUCUGCUUCGAAAACAUUGCUAAAGACGAAAAGUAGUAUUAUAAGCAAUAGUGUCCCUGAACCCUCUGGGGCGUUGCCAAUCAUAGGUCACCUCCACCUUCUCGGCGGUCAACUUCCAGUAGCCAGAAUCCUCGGCGCCAUGGCCGACGAAUACGGCCCAAUCUACUCACUCAAGCUCGGCCAGUACCGGGCCCUAGUGCUGAGUAACUGGGAGCUAGUCAAGGAAAGCUUCACCACAAACGACAGACUCUUCGCUAACCGACCAAACAUAGCAAUAGGGAAGUACGUCCUGUACGAUAGUGCUGCUUUUUCAGUCGCCCCUUACGGCCAGUACUGGCGCGAGCUUCGAAAGCUCGCUACCCUUCAGCUCCUCUCGGUGCAUCGGAUCGAGUUGCUGCAACACAUCCGAGUCAAGGAAAUCGACUCGUUCAUCAAGGGUUUGCUUCGUUAUGAUGAUGACAGUAUUGUGCCUCUGUCCGAGCUGUUGGAGCAACUGACGUUCAAUAUAAACGUGAGGUUGAUCGCCGGUAAGCGAUUUUCGGCAGAAGCUUUCAGCGAAAAGUCGAACGAGGUGCAUCGUUUCAGGGAAGCCAUUAAAGAAGGUUUGCAUCUAGCUGGGGUUUUCGUGUGGUCGGAUGUGAUCCCGUGGCUCGAGCGUUUCGACUUUCAUGGUCACGUUAGGUCCAUGAAACGGACUUUCAAGGAGCUUGACUCGGUGAUGGGGAAGUGGCUCGAAGAACAUCGUCGAGCUAGAGCUAACAAGAAUGGUGAUGAGUCCAGUGGUGGUGGUGGUGGUGGUGGUGACCUCAUGGACGUUAUGUUGUCGAACCUCACUGAGGACGAUGCGGUGUUGUCUGGUCAUAGCCGCGAUACUGUUAUCAAAGCCACUUCUCUGAUUCUCAUCCUAACUGGGACAGAAAGCACAGCUGUUACACUAACAUGGAUAAUCUCAUUACUAUUAAACCACCCAAGUGUUUUGAAGGCUGCCCAAGAAGAGUUGGAUACUCAUGUAGGAAGACAGAGAUGGGUGCAAGAAUCAGACAUCCCCAAUCUCAAAUUUCUUCAAGCCAUUGUCAAAGAAACUCUACGCUUGUACCCACCAGGCCCCAUAACAGGCCCACGUGAGUCCACACAAGAUUGUUAUAUUGGUGGCCACUAUGUCCCCAAAGGCACACGUUUGAUUGUGAACUUGUGGAAACUACAACGGGACCCGCGCAUGUGGUCAGACCCAUCAAAGUUUCUUCCUGAAAGGUUCAUGACUACUCAUGCUGGCUUAAACUUUAGAGACCAGAAUUUUGAGUAUAUUCCUUUCAGUGCUGGUCGAAGGUCGUGUCCUGGGGUGGCGCUUGGUUUGGCUGUGGUUCAACUAGUGCUGGCUCGAAUUCUUCAGGGUUUUGAGUUGAAAAGCAAGGACGAGUUCCCUGUGGAUAUGCGUGAAGGCUUGGGCAUUGCGUUGCCGAAACUUACUCCUCUUGAAGCUCGCUUGGCUCCUCGCCUUCCUCCACAGCUUUAUGAACCUCUAUGAAGAAUAAUUUAUGUAAUCAGUAGUACUUUGUCAGCAUUUAGUAGUGCUAAAAAAUAAAAUAAUGUAUUAUAAACGAAUGAAGAUGAGCUUUAAUGAAAUUGUGUUAUCCAUGGAAAA
This is a messenger RNA of Humulus lupulus (European hop), 1868 nucleotides long. Its product is annotated as dimethylnonatriene synthase-like. Gene Ontology annotation, molecular function: oxidoreductase activity, acting on paired donors, with incorporation or reduction of molecular oxygen; iron ion binding; monooxygenase activity. The coding region runs from base 159 to 1751 and encodes 530 amino acids. Lineage: Eukaryota; Viridiplantae; Streptophyta; Magnoliopsida; Rosales; Cannabaceae. Gene Ontology annotation, biological process: defense response to other organism. The record is from RefSeq and is a predicted model, not a curated record. The transcript is spliced from 2 exons.